Molecule: messenger RNA, 1344 nt
Organism: Oppiella nova
Lineage: Eukaryota; Metazoa; Arthropoda; Arachnida; Sarcoptiformes; Oppiidae
Source: the annotation of a GenBank genome assembly
AUGUCCGAUCUUCCUCAAGGACAAAAGCAUUGUUCAUUUUGCGGUAAAACGCAGUCUGAAGUCGGUAAGCUGAUUGCAGGCGAGGACGCAUAUAUUUGUAAUGAAUGCGUGGAUGUGUGCUUAGACCUAGUGCAAACGAGUCAACAGGUGGAAACAGGUGAUUGGGCAACACGUCCAUUGCCAAAACCACAUGAAAUUCGUGCGGCUUUGGACCAAUAUGUAAUUGGUCAAGACACUGCAAAGAAAACACUUUCAGUAGCAGUGUAUAACCAUUACAAACGUUUAAAAGUAUCACAAACAGGUCACAAGCCUAAAGAUGCGGUUGAAAUUGCUAAAAGUAAUAUUUUGCUGAUUGGACCGACAGGUUCAGGUAAAACAUUGCUUGCACAGACACUUGCGCGUUUGCUUGAUGUACCUUUUGCAAUGGCUGAUGCAACAACAUUGACUGAAGCUGGUUAUGUUGGUGAAGAUGUUGAAAACAUUAUUCAGAAACUUUUGCAAAAAGCAGAUUACGAUGUAGAAAAAGCACAAAAGGGUAUUAUCUAUAUUGAUGAAAUUGACAAGAUUACCCGUAAAUCUGAAAACCCUUCGAUUACACGUGAUGUGUCUGGUGAGGGCGUGCAACAAGCAUUGUUGAAAAUGAUUGAAGGUACUGUUGCGUCAAUUCCGCCUCAAGGUGGACGUAAACAUCCACAGCAAGAGUUUAUUCAAGUCGAUACUGCAAAUAUCUUGUUUAUCUGUGGUGGUGCGUUCUCUGGUCUUGAAAAAGUUGUUCAACAACGUCAAGAAAAAGGUGGCAUUGGUUUCACCGCAGACGUAAAGAAUAAAGACGAUAGUAAGAAAGUAUCUGAAUUAUUCCGUCAAGUUGAAGCCGCAGAUUUGGUGAAAUUUGGUUUAAUUCCAGAGUUCAUUGGUCGUUUACCUGUGAUUGCAACGCUUGAAGAGCUUGAUCAAGAAGCCUUGAUGCAGAUUUUAACUGAACCAAAAAAUGCAUUAACUCGUCAGUAUCAAUAUCUCUUUGAGAUGGAAAAUGUAGACCUUCUUUUUGAAGACUCUGCUUUACGUGCAAUCGCGAAAAAAGCGUUAGAGCGUAAUACAGGUGCGCGUGGUCUGCGUUCUAUUUUAGAAAAUGUAUUGCUUGAAACCAUGUAUGACUUACCAAGUCGUUCAGACAUUGGUACUGUGAUUAUCAAUGAAGCGGUGAUUAAUGAUAAAGCUGCACCAGAGUUCAAGUCUGAACGUCAACCAAAGCAUGAAAAUACUGAAGUUGAAAAAGUAGAUUUGAAGCUUAAAAGUCUGAUUCUGAUUCAUCCUCAGUGCAAUUCAUCUGAAACGUGCAAGUAG